AUGCCGAGGAAUGUAGAGAGUGCGCCUUUGGGCUUUACCACACCGCCUGGCACUGUACGGUUAAUUCAUGAAGAUGGUCAUCUCGAAACACGGCAGCUGGUGCUGCAGCCGACACCAACUGACGACCCGAACGAUCCAUUGAAUUGGACACGUACUCGCAAACUGAUGAAUUUUGUUCCCAUCCUCGCCGUGAGCGCAAUCAUUUUCACGCAAACAUCUCUACCACUCGUCUUCUGGGUCUUGUGGAAUCCAGAGUUCGGUUGGUCGUACGGACAGCUUAACAACGCAAACGCCCUCAACUAUGUAGGCACAACAGUCGGCUGCAUGCUGUUCAUCCCCCCUGCUGUUAAAUACGGGCGUCGAUCUAUGUACUUGCUCACAACAGCCAUUAUUCUUGCCAUGGCUAUCUGGUCAGCACGCAUGAAAAGCUUGACCGAGCUUUACAUUUCGCAGUUGAUCUUCGGCUUAGCCAGUGCUACCAACGAGAGCAUUGUUGAGAUGACUAUUGCAGAUUUAUACUUCGUUCAUCAACGUGGAACUGCCAAUGGACUCUACAUGGUGAUGGUCAUGAUUGGGAGCUUCCUUAGUCCAAUCAUUGCAGGAUACAUGGCAGCCAACGGUAACUGGAGACUUUGCUACUGGGUUACCGCUGCUGUCGAUGGUGCCCUACUGCUCUAUUUCUGCUUCUUUUUCGAGGAGAGCAAGUAUAUACCACACCUCGAAGCUCGGCAGCUCUCCACCACAACUACUGUCACGAUCCCAACAGCCAAGAAAGACAGUAUCUCAGAAACUCAGACGGGAGAAUCGUCAACCUGCCACCGACAAGCAUCAAUCACCUCAACUCAUCAACUCAACCCAAACAUACCGCUACUUUCAUGGCGUCAACGUUUACGGCUCGUCACAAAGACUGACGAGAGCUUACUUGAAGUUGUCAAGACAGCCGUUGUGAUCUUAUUCAAGUUUCCGGCUGUCAUGUACACAGCUUUGACAUAUGCCUUUUGCCUCUGUUGGAUUUCGGCCCUAGCAUCGGUCAUUUCUAUUGUUUUCACACAGCCGCCAUAUAACUUUGGUACUGUUGGAGUUGGCAACAUGAGUCUUGGGGUGUUUAUCGGCUGCAUUCUAGGGUCUGUGUACGGUGCUAUCUCAGAUCGGGCGAUUCUCUGGUUCACCAGACGCAACUAUGGGUACUAUGAGCCAGAAAUGCGACUGCAACUCAAUCAUUUCCCUGCGCUCUGCAUGGGCAGUGGUUUUAUCAUGUUUGGAGUUACUGCUUCCAAGGGAAUGCACUGGAUUUAUCCAAGUGUUGGUAGUGCCAUCUUCGGCUUUGGUCUUGGAGGACUCAGUGAUGUCGCAUUAUGCGUGACGAUUGACAGCUACGAAGCGAUAACUGGAGAAGCGUUCAUUGGCGUAGCGUUUGUGCGGAACGCCUUCAGCAUUGCCAUUUCCUUUGCUCUUGUCCCUUGGCUUGAUGCCCAGGGCCUGCAGAGUAUGUCAAUCACGAUGGGUCUUUGGGCAAUUGUGAUGGCUUUCCUUCAUGUUCCACUCAUGAUAUGGGGCAAAAGAAUCCGCAAUAAGACUGCGGAGAGCUACAAAAGAAUGGUAUCCGCGAGAGCCAAUUGA
This is a messenger RNA of Fusarium sp. VM40, 1620 nucleotides long. NCBI's taxonomy places the organism in Eukaryota, Fungi, Ascomycota, Sordariomycetes, Hypocreales, Nectriaceae. The record is from the annotation of a GenBank genome assembly.